This is a messenger RNA of Fusarium oxysporum Fo47, 771 nucleotides long. RefSeq lists its product as uncharacterized. The transcript has 3 exons. NCBI's taxonomy places the organism in Eukaryota, Fungi, Ascomycota, Sordariomycetes, Hypocreales, Nectriaceae. Bases 1 to 771 code for a protein of 256 amino acids. The record is from RefSeq and is a predicted model, not a curated record.
AUGGGUGACAACGAAGAACUUCAGAAUGCGCAACUCCGUCCCAACCGCCACGCUAUUGAAGACGGUAUCCCAGGCUACCCAGCCAUCACGCCGUUGGAAGACGCAGCCCUCACGCAACUAUUCGUGGCGUUUCAUCCGGGUGCAACCCAAGAUACUUCGGAUAUGAACCCCAUCUACUUCCCUGCGGAACCUGGAUCUCCCUCGAUCACACGGAUUGGAGCCCCAGCCGGCGUCUGGACCGAGGACUUGGACACUGUCAAGACAUCAUCUAAGCCUCCGAAACAGCCCCGUGUGCAGCGAACGAGUAACAUGGCCAAGAAAAGAGCCAGCCAACAGGACGCUGAGCUAUCCGAACAAAGGCAAGCUCGCAAGAAAGGUCAAACAGCAUACUACACUGUUACUGUUGAUAAGAGGCUUGCUCUGCGUUUCAAUUGGAAAUGUGCGAAAGGAAAAAUCGGUGCCUUUAAUAAGGUUAAAUUUGUGCCUGGCUGGGAUAUAGUUCGAGCCGAAUUUGAAGCCAAGUUCAGAUACGAUUUAUACUGGGGGAACGCAACGAAGUCUUUUAACCGCGACCUUAUUAUCUCUACGGGUCGUCAUAUGCUACGCGAAUUUGCUAAGGCCAAGGCAAAGGGCUCAGCCUUCCCACUCAGCAGCGAACAUUCGCUCAAAGGCCUUAUGCAGACGACGCUGACUCGGGACGUCGACGAUGCCACAAUCGCGAAGAUCAUGGCACAUAGAGAGAUGAUCGCGCAGCAAAUGGCCGAUCCUUGA